Messenger RNA from Talaromyces rugulosus, 942 nucleotides. RefSeq lists its product as uncharacterized. The coding region runs from base 1 to 942 and encodes 313 amino acids. The transcript has a single exon. Lineage: Eukaryota; Fungi; Ascomycota; Eurotiomycetes; Eurotiales; Trichocomaceae. The record is from RefSeq and is a predicted model, not a curated record.
AUGGCCGAGUGCAAAACGUUUCAUCUCUUUCCCAAGCUGCCAGCCGAGCUACGGCUGGAGAUAUGGCGCCUAUGCUUACCACAACGUGUCUGCGAGAAAGACCAAGCCUUCCCUGGGAUUGUAUUUGAUCUACCAGAUGAUGAGAUCCCGGUGCCAUGCCUCCUCUACCAAACAACUGAAGUGAACGGGCGGCCGCCUGCUAUUUCUCGUAUCUGUCGCGAGUCACGCGAAAUCGCUUUAAAAACUGGACUUUUUUAUCAGUUCUUUCGCAGUACCAAUUCCUUGCUUAAACCCAGGCCUUCAGAGGCCGAGUGGUGGAGCUAUACUGCUAUUCACUCGGCAUGGUUUGACAGUACGCGAGACUCUAUGCAUCUCAACUGGGAACCAACUUACAGAGGAGAGUUUGACGAUCGCGGGUCAGCGCUUCAAAGCCUUGCAUGGGACGCGUCGCAGGCAGGCGGACGCGGUUCCAUAAACAUCGGUUACUUUCAAAGCAAUUAUAUUCUAAUAAAGGAUCUGAGAGAUGCUCUCAAAAAACUGCCUACUUGGACGGUUGUCAUGCGUGUGGUUGUUAUACACACCAACUUUAGUACUGGAGCUAGCACAGGUUUAUUUGGACUUUUGGACGAUUCACGCGUACAGCUCAUCGAUAUUUUUGACGAAGCGAGAAUGAAUGCUCUAUUCGACCUGGCCGAGCAAUGCGAGCCUUAUGGCCUGGUCACUGCCCGGCAGCAGAUUUCCAGAGACUCGCCACAGUCGAUUCAGCAGAAAUUAAGAGAUGCUGUCAGGCACAAGCUUCGGUCUGAAGAGACUGAAAAGUUACUCCCGAGACUGCGUCCGGUUAUCAUGUUCCGACUAUGCACCGAAAUGUGCAAUCGUGUGGGAUCUACUGCUUCGAUCAGGGGUGUAAGAUGGGCUAGGAAAGCGCGGAAGGGAUUGUAA